AUGUCUACUGCUACAGCCUACAAGAGAAUGAAGAGCAAGGAAGACAAAUUGAGUUCUCUUCCGGAUGAUAUUCUGGCCAAUAUACUCUCUCGUCUCCAAAUCAAUUCCGCCGUUGCCACCUCCGUCUUAUCCCAUCGAUGGCGCUACCUUUGGACCGGUGUCACCACUUUCAAUGUACAUUACGUUUCCAAACCAGCCUCAAAUAAAUUCUCUACCGUUGUCGUCGACAUUGUUCGACAACUGACCUCUCAGACACUGCAUGUCUUCAAACUCAAGUUAAGUUCUCUGUCCAACUUAUGUAACCCUAGUGUUGCAGAUUCAUGUUUCCGUGAAGUUUGUGGCCGAAACGUGGAGCAGGUCAUUAUUGAAGAGGAUCUCCCUUAUUCUAAGGUUUGCUUUCCUAUUCCUUCGUUUCUGUUUUCUUCCAAAAAUCUGGUAGUUUUGAUAUUAAGAGGUAUGAUCAAGUUUAAUUCACCAGAAAAUACAGAUAUUCAACUUCCGAAUUUGAAGAAGAUUAGUUUAAACUAUAUGGUUGACGUCCCUCAACAGUUUUUGGGGAAUCUAUUUAGGUCUUGUCAAUGUUUGAUAGAUGCAAAAUUGAUAUUCAAUCACUAUAUAACCCAAUCCGAACCCCAGAUUGUUCUAAAUAUAUCAGCGCCGAAUCUGAGGUCGUUGCAAAUAAGAUUGUUGGAACAUAUGUACAACCAAAAGCCUAAAAUCCUCAUCGAUGCACCCAAAUUGGAGACCCUUAAUCUAGUGAGCUUCACAUCAGAUUAUUACUCAAUUCAGAAUCCGUCGAAAUUAGUCAAAGCAUCGAUUGACAUGUACUGGAAUCCGAGGCAUUUAGAUGGACAGGAAAUGUUCAAGUUUAUUUGGCAAUUGUCUAGUGUUAGGGAGCUUUCUCUCCUGCUAGCGCAUAAAGAGCAUACAAACCUAUAUCAUUGCCUUAACUCUGUAAAUCUCGGGACCUUUCCUAAUCUAGAACGUCUUGAAACGAAUCUAAAUUAUGGCGGCUGGAAGGAUUUGCUACUUUCGAUGAGAUGUUUUCCUAACUUAAGGCAUGUUUCGGUAUGCCUAACUAAUAUGGGUUAUACAAAUCCCGUAAUGGAUCCCAGGAAUUGGUGUGUACCAGAGUGUUUAAGUAAGUUGAAGAUGUUAGGCAUAUACGGACUAGAUGCUAUUGAUGAUGAGCUCGUGUUGCUGGAGUACAUUCUACGUAAUGCACUUGUAUUGGAAAAGCUUUAUGUAGUGCGUGGUAGAUGUAUUAUUGGUGAAAAAGACGAUCGAUUAAGGGGAAUGUGUAAUUUUUGUGAGUCUUUGUUCCGUCUAGCCAGGGCAUCUUCAACUUGUGAGAUUGUGUUUAGUUUACGUGGGCUCGAAACGUCAAGUGAUGAUUGGGAAAACGGAAUCACCCUUACACCUGAAAGAACCAGACGUUAUUUUUGUAAACUUUAG
Messenger RNA from Chenopodium quinoa (quinoa), 1455 nucleotides. RefSeq names its product F-box/FBD/LRR-repeat protein At1g16930-like. NCBI's taxonomy places the organism in Eukaryota, Viridiplantae, Streptophyta, Magnoliopsida, Caryophyllales, Amaranthaceae. Gene Ontology annotation, molecular function: protein binding. The coding region runs from base 1 to 1455 and encodes 484 amino acids. The record is from RefSeq and is a predicted model, not a curated record. The transcript has a single exon.